UAAGACAGCCACCACCACCUCCGAAAUUAAACAAGAAGGCGAAGAAAAUCAUCACCUUCAUCAUUUCUCUUGGGGACAAGACGAUUCUCCGAUUUUCCUCAAGAAUUUUUAUAAUCAUCAUUUUCUCGGAUUCGAUUCGUCUUCCUUGAGUCUCGAUGUCUUCAUGAAUUCCUAGGACAGCAAUGGAGGCUCGUCCGGUUCAGAGAUCAGGUUCGAGAGAGCUCAGUAGUAACCUCGCACGCACUUCUUCAAUCCCAUCUACACAAAAACCUUCAGCAGCAGAAGAUAGUUUUAUCAGAUCAGAGAACAACACUCAGUUAAUGUCGAGGCAUUUAGGACAAUCCUACCAUUUGCUUUCCUCUAGUAACGGUGGAGCUGUUGGACAUAUAUGUUCUUCUUCAUCAUCCGGUGGUUUCUCCAACAAUCUCCAUUACUCGACUAUGGUAUCUCAUGAGAAGCAACACUACGCAGGAAGCAGCAGUCAUGCUGCGCAGACACCGAGCAACGAUAGUUCUUGGUGUCAUGAUUCAUUGCCAGGAGGAGGGUUUCUUGAUUUCCAUGAAAACAACAACCCGGCGAUUCAAAACAACAGUCAAAUUGAGGAUGGUGGCAUUGCUGCUGCUUUUGAUGACAUUCAAAAGCGAAGUGAUUGGCAUGAAUGGGCUGACCAUUUGAUCACCGAUGAAGAUCCUUUGAUGUCUACUAACUGGAAUGAUCUCUUGCUUGAAACAAGUUCCAAUUCUGAUUCAAAGGACCAGAAAUCACUGCAAAUUCCGCAACCUCAGAUUGUUCAGCAGCAACCUUCUCCGUCUGUGGAAUUGCGACCUGUUAGCACAACAUCUUCAAACAGUAAUAACGGAACGGGCAAGGCACGUAUGCGUUGGACGCCAGAGCUUCACGAGGCCUUUGUUGAGGCUGUCAACAGUCUUGGUGGCAGUGAAAGAGCUACUCCUAAAGGCGUACUGAAGAUUAUGAAAGUUGAAGGCUUGACUAUUUAUCAUGUCAAAAGCCAUUUACAGAAAUAUAGGACAGCUAGAUAUCGGCCAGAGCCAUCAGAAACUGGUUCGCCAGAGAAGAAGUUGACACCGCUUGAACAUAUAACAUCUCUUGAUUUGAAAGGUGGGAUAGGUAUUACAGAGGCUCUGAGACUUCAGAUGGAAGUACAGAAGCAACUCCAUGAGCAGCUCGAGAUUCAAAGAAACCUGCAACUCCGAAUAGAAGAACAAGGCAAGUACCUGCAAAUGAUGUUCGAGAAACAAAACUCGGAUCUUGCCAAAGGGACAGCCUCGACAUCAGAUUCCGCAGCCAAAUCUGAACAAGAAGACAAGAAAACUGCUGAUACAAAGGAGCUCGCAUCAGAAGAAACCCGGAAAUGUGAGGAACCAGAAUCUCCACAGCCAAAGCGUCCCAAAACCGAUAAUUGAAAGAAUUAGUGUUUUGCUGGAUAAUCUUGGAGUUUCAGAGUUUAACAGUGAGAGAGAGAGAGAGCUCUUAUCUUGAGCUUCAGGACUUCUCUCGCUACUGUUUAACUAUUUUUCUGAUGGAAGACUCUCUCAACUCAGCUGUGUAGACAAAACAACAGAUCCCCGAGAAAGAAACAAAACAAAAAUAAAGAGUUUAGUUUGGGAGAAUCUUCAUCAUUCGAAUGUAAUCUAAAUGCUUAACUCAUUAGUUUUACCGAUACAGAUUUCUUAUGUUAAAUCUUUUUUAGAAUA
This is a messenger RNA of Arabidopsis lyrata subsp. lyrata, 1715 nucleotides long. Its product is annotated as protein PHOSPHATE STARVATION RESPONSE 1. NCBI's taxonomy places the organism in Eukaryota, Viridiplantae, Streptophyta, Magnoliopsida, Brassicales, Brassicaceae. Bases 183 to 1424 code for a protein of 413 amino acids. Gene Ontology annotation, molecular function: DNA-binding transcription factor activity; DNA binding. The transcript is spliced from 8 exons. The record is from RefSeq and is a predicted model, not a curated record.